AUGGCAACUGUGAAGAAAUAUCUUAGUGAAGAAAAAAAAAAAAGGUUCCCUAUUUUCGUGAAUAUUUGUGUAGUUACCCUUCUGAUUUGGACAUUACAAUGUUUUAAUAAUAAUUGUUCUUUGAACAGGUCGUGUAAAGCUAAUGGCAGCUACUACAAUGCAAAGGGAAGAGCGUCGCUUAAAAGAGUGCAAAACAGAUGUUUAGCACAAGGGGGAGGAAGUAAUCUGAGCCCAGAAAUGGAAGUGCUAAAGGAAACAGUUGUAAAUUACUUGUUAUCUAGUAACAAAAAAAACAAUAAUGAUAAUAGAAACGAAACAAAACCAGAGGUGCUGGAACGAAGAUACGAUCAUCCUCCUCCUCCAAGAAACUAUCAUGACCGUCAUUAUCACAGUGGCCAUGAAGAUGUUAGAGAACAUAACAAUUAUGAUGCAAGAGAUGGACAUGUUAAUGGUAAUCAUAAUCGUCAAGGUCCUGAAGUAGUGUCAUAUUACGUACAAGAAGGGGAACCGGAUAAGGAUCGAAUGAUACAGCCUGUAUAUUAUCCAACGCACCUAGCAACACGAAAAAUUCCUUAUGAUAAUAAUAAAAAUACCUCCAUAGUAAGUUAUGUAAAGCACAUGUUACUGGACCAGCAGUUAUUUGCAUCGCCCGUUCUAAAUAAAAUGGCCCCAAUUUUUUUUUUAAUGUUUCUUUACUACGUAAUAUCAGCUAUUAUAAGCAAUUUCCGUCAUAUUAUAGCACUCUAUUUCUUGGCCAAAAUAGUGAAAAUGCACUAUAACAGUAAUAAUAAUUAA
This is a messenger RNA of Plasmodium fragile, 795 nucleotides long. RefSeq lists its product as uncharacterized. The record is from RefSeq and is a predicted model, not a curated record. The transcript is spliced from 2 exons. NCBI's taxonomy places the organism in Eukaryota, Apicomplexa, Aconoidasida, Haemosporida, Plasmodiidae. Bases 1 to 795 code for a protein of 264 amino acids.